UUCCUGCUGCAAGGGUGAGCGCUAGCGGAGCUUUGCAAAAUCUCAGCAAGCAGCGCUUCCCGAUUCCAUUGCGAUAGAGUCAUCACCUAAGAUAUAGCCAGCACGAAUGUGGCGAGUCGCGAACUUGUUUGACUUUGGUCAUUUUCCACCGGUCCCACAGACACAGUGGCUGCUAGCUGUGGACUGCUCGCGCAAUCACUUGCCUGCGCUCAGCAAGGUGGCACAGCGCGUAUUAGUACUAUUACUCGUAGAGCAGGACUGCACUACUGGAAGAUUGUCGUCUCGAUCACUGCCUUGUUGGUAUGUGGGUGUUUUGAGGAGUUUACGUGACUGGCACUGUGGCAGUAGCGAUGUACAUGAAGACAGUAGUUGUACGGUACAAGUAGGACUGUUUCGUGUCUUUGAAAACACUAAAGCUCUUUGCCUCCAGUACUGGUAGUUGUAAUAAAUUAGCUCCGUGUUGUUUCAGACGUAGUCGUUGUUUGUUUUGACCUGGACAGCUGGGAUAGGAGAAGAAGAAUACUAAGUAAGAGUAUUUUCUCUGUCAGGUGGUGAUCGGUGCAGCACACCAUCUUGCCCAUUGCUGUCGUCGACACGGAUCGCUGGACCAAUCUGUGCGCUAGCUGCAGGCCGACCUUACUGUGUGUCGAGGCCGGCGAAACGCCUCUCACUCAACUAGCGUGUGCUAGCUGUCGGAGAACGGACGUCCUGUAGUGUUACUUGUUACGGGCACCACCGGCACCGGAGAGGAUUCGCCGAGUGUAACAUUAUCUUCUUCCUGGCCUCGGUUUCGUGCUGAGCAGAAGACAGCGCUACACGUGUGCACGCACGCACGCACUGCCACUGCUGUACAAGUACCUUUUGUCAUCCUGAGUCGUGUGUAAGAUCUUUCCAACUGUGCGCCACGCGCUUGUCGACAAUCAGCUGGAAACAACAUACUUCCACACGUACACGCGCUGAGUCAAAAGGCGUAUUGCGUACUGCAGGCAGCUCAGCUCCCACUGGCAGAUUGGUUGAAUUGUGAACUGCCCGUUUUCCUAGCAGAGCAGACAUGGCCCUCAGUAGCCCUGUUUCGGUUGGCGUUCUCUGGGGGUUCGUCGUUGUCGUGUUUUGCAUGAUCGUAGUCCUGAUAGCGACGUGGCUGUAUUGGCAGCGGGUCAAGAGCAAGGGUGUCGGUGAACACGUGCGUGUGCAAGACAAUGAGGACAAUCGCAACCCAUCGUCGCGGGCGGCGAGCAUCGUGCGUGUCAGCGACUACGAGAUGCCGCACGACCACUUGCAGCGAGGGCAGCACGAGAGCGAGGACAGCCUGUUCUGCGAAACUCGCUCGGUCUUGUCGCGGCACGGUUCCACUGGGCACGCACCACCGCACCGCGGUACGACGAUGUUGGGCGAUGCGGCGGACAUCGAGCACGAGACGCACCCGGACCUGAAUCGACUCAACUCCCUGAGCAGCCGCCAGUCCUUUCAGUCCCUGCACGGCCCGAAAGUGGCCACUCGCGACUGGUCGAAAUCACACCCGCUACCAGACGAACCGUCCGAGAGUGAGAUGGUGUUUGUUGACGUGAGCAUGCAGGUGACUAACCGAUCGUCUCUGAGCCCCAAUGCCGACAUCAGCGCCGUUGAGCCAACUCCUGGACAGCAGACUUCGGAUCGCAGCAGUGGCGACAGCGCCAUCGAAUGCUCAGCAGCCGAUGAGCCAGGUCCGCCGCGCGCCACAGAUGCUCGCACGUCCUCCGACUUGUCCCUGUCGGUUCUACUUAACAACAACAAUCAGCCGUCCAAGACCAACACCGGCGCUGACGACCAUGCACAGCGGGAGCUGGCUAGUGAGAGCGGCGGGGAUGACGGCGUUUUCCCAGCCACCCCCGACGCCGCCGCUGUUCCAAGGCUGGACUUCAACAUCGGAAACGACUCCAGCAACCCGAUCUACGAGCUGAGCCGUGGCCCGAGCCAGAAGCGCUGCAGCGAGCGAUCAAGCACUGGAGUUACUGUGGCACCAGCUCCGCCAGGCCGACAGAGCUCAAACCGAUCGCGUAAUCCGAUGUACAAAGACGUCACGUCCAACAAGCUGCGCUUCUCCAAUACGUUUGUCUAAACAGAAUUCUGGUCCAUCCCCCCCCCCCCCCCCUGCUCCCACUCCCAAUUCGACCGCUUCUCUUAUCUCCCUCGCCUUCCCCCCCCCCCCCCCCCCCGCCCCACGACACACACACACACACACUGGAACUGAUCAUGAUUGUGCACGUACUGUGUUUUGACGUUUACCACCAGCGCAUUUCGUUCUCACAGCUUUGCAUCUGUAGACCAUAUUCCAGCCAAUACCAACACCCUCACCACUGUCCUAUUAUUGAUCUGACAUAAUCCAUAUCCAUGGCAACAUUCUGUACAAUAUUUUCAAUAAUCUCUACCGCUCGCGAUCGCACUUUUCUUGUGCUUACAUUUCCGAAUCGUUUUAUGCCAGGUAUUUUCCAUAUGGCCUUGAUUUCAAAUUCACUUUUUCAAUGCGCACACCAACGGCCUUCCGACUUGUUUUCGUCUUGAGUGUGAGUCCCCUUUUUAUCCUUUUUUCUUUCCUUUUUUUUCAUUCCCUCUACUUCUGUUCUUCGUUUGAAAUGCAUUCGCUCCAGUCAUGCUGUGCAUUCCGGCAGAACGCUCUAAGUACACUGGUGCCUGCUUUACGCAGCAUACUAGUAAUAUCUGUCAAUGAGUCGGUGUGCAUUGGUCAGCUGCUCGCUCACUCAGCCACUGCUUGAUAUUGUUUUGAUCUGCUCGAUAUAUAUUACACAUGGAGCUAUUAGUUACUCUGUGACUGGUGUGUAUCAGUACCAGCAGUACUGAUCCAGAUUUACCGCUUACUGUUUUCUGAUGACCGCUUUAUGUAGUGCGUGAAACUCAGAGUUAAAACACUCAAGUUUUCAGUUCUCUUAUCUGCUUCUCUGUACUGAGCACUCUCUUGGACAGCCUGUAACCUCUCUGUUUUACAUGUAUAUGCAUUGCUGUGGUUCAUUGCAGCACUAGGUAUUCUCGCAGCCACUAGAUACCAGCCAUUCUGUCUUAAUCUUAUAGAAUCAUCUGCCAUAGUUUAUCCUGCCCGUCAAUAAUAAUAAUAUGAUGUGUUUGUUGUCAUGAUCAUCGU
Messenger RNA from Sycon ciliatum, 3136 nucleotides. RefSeq lists its product as uncharacterized. Bases 1052 to 2098 code for a protein of 348 amino acids. The transcript has 2 exons. Lineage: Eukaryota; Metazoa; Porifera; Calcarea; Leucosolenida; Sycettidae. The record is from RefSeq and is a predicted model, not a curated record.